AUGGCACCCCAAACGGGUAUCACUCUGGAGGCCCGCCGUCUCGUGUCUGUCCUGAGGGACCUCCAGAGUGCCUGCUCCCCCUCCCUUACCAGCCUUGAUAAAGUAUUUGCGGUUCUUCAUGGAGCCAUCGAUGGCGAUCGAAAGCUUUAUUUCAAGAGUGAGCUGAGAGUUCAGAGCAGUGUUGUGUCUCAGGACUACAGGGUGAACAUCUUCCUCCGGCAGAAGUGGAACGACCCUCGGCUGGCCUACAGCGAGUAUCCCGACUCCUCUCUGGAUCUGGACCCGUCCAUGCUGGACUCCAUCUGGAAACCAGACCUGUUCUUCGCCAACGAGAAGGGAGCCAACUUCCACGACGUCACGACGGAAAACAAGCUCCUGAGGAUCUUCAAGGAUGGGACCGUCCUGUACAGCAUCAGGCUGACGUUAAUAUUGUCCUGUCCGAUGGAUCUGAAGAACUUCCCGAUGGAUGCACAGACCUGCACCAUGCAGCUGGAGAGCUUCGGCUACACGAUGAACGACCUGAUCUUCGAGUGGCUUGAGAAAGGUCCGGUGCAGGUCGCCGAGGGUCUGACGUUACCGCAGUUCAUCAUCCGAGACGAGAAGGAGCUCGGCUUCUGCACCAAACACUACAACACAGGGAAGUUCACGUGCAUCGAGGUGAAGUUCCAUCUGGAGCGGCAGAUGGGAUAUUACCUGAUCCAGAUGUACAUCCCCAGCCUCCUCAUCGUCAUCCUCUCCUGGGUCUCCUUCUGGAUCCACAUGGACGCGGCUCCGGCGCGGGUCGCGCUCGGCAUCACCACCGUCCUCACCAUGACCACACAGAGCUCCGGCUCACGAGCCUCGCUGCCCAAGGUUUCUUAUGUGAAGGCUAUAGACGUCUGGAUGGCGGUGUGUUUGCUGUUCGUCUUCGCCGCUCUGCUGGAAUACGCCGGCGUUAACUUCGUCUCCAGACAGCAGAAGGAGUUUCUGCGGCUCAGACGAAGACAAAGACGAAAUCAAAAGGAAUUACAGGACGGCCGGCUGCAUCUCUCCGGAGAUAACACCUGCGUGAAGGACACGGACCUGAGCCGGAAGAAGUUUGUGGACCGAGCGAAGAGGAUCGACACCGUCUCGCGCGCCGCCUUCCCGCUGGCCUUCCUCAUCUUCAACAUCUUCUACUGGAUCACCUACAAGAUCAUCCGACACGAGAAGCCCUGAACACUGUCCCGGCAGCAUCGCAAUAUCUGACCAGCUUUUUAUGGAAGACGCUGUUUUAAUACGAUUGUCUUUUG
Messenger RNA from Sinocyclocheilus grahami, 1271 nucleotides. RefSeq names its product glycine receptor subunit alpha-2-like. The coding region runs from base 1 to 1197 and encodes 398 amino acids. The transcript has 7 exons. Gene Ontology annotation, biological process: monoatomic ion transmembrane transport. Gene Ontology annotation, molecular function: glycine binding; transmembrane signaling receptor activity; transmitter-gated monoatomic ion channel activity. Lineage: Eukaryota; Metazoa; Chordata; Actinopteri; Cypriniformes; Cyprinidae. Gene Ontology annotation, cellular component: plasma membrane. The record is from RefSeq and is a predicted model, not a curated record.